AUGGCGAUGCCUAAGGCCACAGCCUCCGUUGCUCUGGCCAUGGCGGUAGGCCUUGUUGCGAUGGUGUCCCUGGUCGCGGGGACUCCAGGCUUCGCAACUUUCUACACCCCUAGCUACACACCGUCGGCGUGCUACGGGUACCAGGAGCAGGGCGUGAUGAUCGCGGCGGCGAGCGAGGCCUUCUGGAACGGCGGCGAGGCGUGCGGCCACCAGUACGUGGUCAGCUGCACGGGCGCCACCAACGAGGGCGUGCCGCACCCGUGCACAGGCCGGAGCGUCACCGUCAAGAUCGUCGACCUCUGCCCCGCGGGCUGCCGGGGCACCAUCGACCUCUCGCAGGAGGCCUUCGCCGUCAUCGCCGACCCCAACGCCGGCAAGGUCCAGAUCGAGUACCGCCGGUAA
Molecule: messenger RNA, 402 nt
Organism: Panicum hallii
Lineage: Eukaryota; Viridiplantae; Streptophyta; Magnoliopsida; Poales; Poaceae
Product: EG45-like domain containing protein
Exons: 2
Coding region: 1-402 (133 amino acids)
Biological process (GO): systemic acquired resistance
Cellular component (GO): apoplast; cell wall
Source: RefSeq, a predicted model, not a curated record